AUGGUUUCUUUGGCUCUUGAGAUCGUUGGUAUCACGCUCUCCACUCUGGGAUGGAUUCUGAGUAUUGUCUGCUGUGCUCUACCCAUGUGGCGGGUGUCGGCGUUCAUCGGCGCCAACAUUGUGACGGCGCAGGUGUACUGGGAGGGCCUCUGGAUGAGCUGUGUCUUCCAGAGCACGGGUCAAAUGCAGUGCAAGAUGUACGACUCCAUGCUGGCCUUACCGCAGGACCUCCAAGCCGCUCGGGCCCUCACCGUCGUGUCCAUAAUCAUCGGGAUCCUCGCCCUUCUCAUCGCCACGGUAGGAGCCAAAUGCACCAACUGUAUCCCAGACGAAGGCAUGAAAGCCCGGGUCAUGGCAUCUUCCGGUGGAGGGUUCAUCACCGCAGCCUUGGCUUUGCUAGUUCCAGUUUCUUGGUCGGCGAAUACGAUCGUGGUCGAGUUUUACAGCCCCAUCAUUCCUUCGGCGCAGAAGAUGGAGAUCGGGGUGGCCUUGUACCUGGGCUGGGCGGCGGCCGCUCUGCUCAUGAUCGGAGGCUGUAUCCUUUGCUGCAGCUGUCCUCCGCAAGAAGAAAAAGGAAUGAAAUACAGCAUUCCUCCGCAAAGUCGGGUGGCGUAUUCGGUCGCGCCCAGAUCAGUGGCUCAGAGCUCGUAUAACCGGAAGGAUUACGUGUGA
Molecule: messenger RNA, 672 nt
Organism: Knipowitschia caucasica
Lineage: Eukaryota; Metazoa; Chordata; Actinopteri; Gobiiformes; Gobiidae
Source: the annotation of a GenBank genome assembly